ACAUUCCAUAUAUUGUGUCUUAGUUUGCUAAUUUUUAAGACUCUUGCCUUCUAAUGUUUUUCUCCAUAAUUCUAGUUUUAAGCUUCCUUAGAUCACAUUUCUUGUCACAUUUCAGACCAGCUUUGUGUCGAUGAUAAUUACCUGUGGGAUUGGAAAAAAUAUUUUCAAAAACACCUUCAAUAAUUCCCUUCUAAUAUAGUGGCUUUAUUUGAUCCACCACGCAAUCAAAGCAAUCCCAGUGGCUUUGAUUGUCAACAAACAUAAUCUAAAUUUUCUUUUUAUAGUUGUGUCAAGAGAACAUCAGUUGUUGACCUUUAAACAUGCAUCUCUCUAUAUAUAGAAAAAUUAUGCUAAUUGACAACAGUACUAUUACACUGCAAAAAGCCAGAUCUUGAUACUGCAAGUCAUGGCUGAUACUAUUGCAAGUGAAGCAAGCUCUCUCUUCUAUCCUAUACUACUCUUGCCCAUCAUCUUUCUCAUCCUAAAGCAUUUCAAAUCAUAUUUCCUAUCAAAAAGUACUCUACCACUUCCACCAGGACCAAGUCCAUGGCCAAUCUUGGGCAAUAUUCCUCAUAUGGGAAAAAAGCCUCACAUCACUCUAGCAAACUUUGCUCAGACUUAUGGUCCACUCAUGUCACUGAGACUAGGAACUCAAAUCAUGAUCAUCGGAUCAUCGGCAACUGCUGCGGAGGAAAUUCUCAAGACCCAUGAUCGAAUCUUAUCUGCACGAUAUGUUCCUCAUGCAGUACCAGCUAAGAGCCCUAAAUUCAAUCACUUAUCACUUGGGUGGGCACUGGAGUGCAAUGAUAGAUGGAAGAAUUUAAGAACAAUAUGCAGAAGUGAGCUCUUCUCGGGCAAGGCAAUGGAGUCUCAAGCAUGUUUGAGAGAGAGAAAGGCAAUGGACAUGGUGAAUUUUUUGGGUGCAAAGGAGGGAAAGGAAGUGAAAGUUGGAGAACUGGUUUUUGCCACUGUUUUUAAUAUGUUGAGUAAUGUUCUUAUAUCAAGAGAUUUAAUCAUAUUGGAGAAGCAGAGUGUGGAUGGAGGGAUGAAGGGUCUUCUAGGAAAAUAUGUUGAUUUUAUUUCAGCUCCAAAUCUGCCUGAUUUUUAUCCAAUUUUACGUGCAUUAGAUCUUCAGGGUUUAAACAAGAAGGCAAAGGAAGCGUUUAUGAGGAUGUGUGCUAUGUGGGAGCCCAUUAUCGAAGACAGAAGAGAAGGAAGAAAAGGCAACGCUUCAGGCCAAAAGGACUUCUUGGACGCCCUCAUCGACAAUUCUUGUACCAAUGAUCAAAUCAACUAUCUGCUCCAGGAGCUAUUCGCUGCUGGUGCAGAAACUAGUGCCUUAGCGAUUGAAUGGGUGAUGGCAGAAUUGAUAAAAAAUCCAGAAUCCAUGAAGAAAGUCCGCGAAGAAAUGACAAGAGAAAUCAAACAAGAUUUGCUAAAAGAAUCCCAUCUACCUCACCUACAUUACCUUCAAGCCUGUUUCAAAGAAACUCUGAGGUUGCAUCCUUCAGCACCAUUUAUGCUUCCUCACCGUGCACCUGACUCAUGCAAAGUGAUGAAUUACACCAUUCCUAAGAAUUCUCAAGUACUAGUAAAUGUUUGGGCGAUUGGGCGAGACCCCAUGAUUUGGGAAGAUCCAUUGAACUUCAAGCCAGAACGGUUUCUCAACUCGACUCUAGAUUUUAAAGGGACUGAUUUUGAGUUCUUACCGUUUGGUGCAGGGAGAAGAAUCUGCCCUGGCCUACCCAUGGCAGCAAAGCUUGUUCCUUUGAUAGUUGCUUCAUUGAUUCAUUAUUUUGAUUGGUCACUUCCACAUGGAAAUGAUCCCAUUAAGCUAGACAUGAAUGAGAAGGUUGCUUUAACAUUGCAGAAGGAACAUGCCUUGGUCCUCAUUCCCAAACUUAAGAAAUGACCAACAGAUUGUGCCAAUCUUUCUACCAUGUGUACUGUUAUAAUCACUUUCAUAUAUUUAUCUCAAAGAGUGCUCAUUGUAUCAGUUGUCAGCAGUGAAAGCUUCUCUUUUAAAUUUCAAAACAUUCUUGUAUCAAGAAAAGAUGGCUCAUUAUGAUCACUUGUAUCCACUGUUCUCUGUGUUCAUCAUCAGGAAAUCUCAUGAGCAGUAGAUUUUUACCUCAAAUUAAAUUUAAAGUGGUGAGUUUCGAAACUCAAUUCAUUUCUUAGAA
Molecule: messenger RNA, 2183 nt
Organism: Cornus florida
Lineage: Eukaryota; Viridiplantae; Streptophyta; Magnoliopsida; Cornales; Cornaceae
Product: (S)-N-methylcoclaurine 3'-hydroxylase isozyme 1-like
Exons: 2
Coding region: 407-1912 (501 amino acids)
Molecular function (GO): monooxygenase activity; iron ion binding; oxidoreductase activity, acting on paired donors, with incorporation or reduction of molecular oxygen
Source: RefSeq, a predicted model, not a curated record